AGAAGCUCCAGUAGGAAGUCAGGCUGCAGUCCAGCGUUUUCCGUAAAGUCUCUUCAAGCUUGUGAUGGACAAAAUUCCCGUAUUUAAUUUCAGCCUGCUGCAGGUGUCUACUGACGGGAAACUGUUAGCUAUUUCUGCUAUUAGCUAUUUUUAGUUUCAGUUUCGUGUUAAUGUUUCUUCGUUUUUAGUUCGUGAGGUACUCGGUGUGUAAUUUAAUUUAAUCCCACGUUGAUAAACAGGUUUAUUUUUAGUUAUUUAACCUCAGAAGUGUGUAAAGAUUCACAAGAGCAACAAAAUGAACUGUGGCCUGCUGACAAACAAGAAUGAACCAGUUCCACUAAAGAACAUCGAGGUGGAUCUGCAGGUUCUGGGGCAUGUAGCGACAGUGACCUCCACACUGAAGUAUAUAAAUGAGGAAGAUAACACCCUGGAAGCCGUGUUUGUCUUCCCCAUGCCUUCAGGAGCUGCUCUCUGCCAUUUCAGUGCCAAGAUUGCAGAUCAGGAGAUAGUGGCUGAGGUGCAGGAGAAACAGGAGGCGCGGGAGCAGUACGAUGAUGCACUGAGUUCAGGUGAACAGGCGUUUCUGCUGGAGGAGAGUGAGGAGUCUGCGGACGUGUUCAGGCUCAGUGUGGGCUCUCUGCCUCCACACCAGAGUGCCGCUGUAACCUUCAUCUAUAUCAUUGAACUGAGUGUGCAGGCUGACCAUUCACUGCAGUUCUGUCUGCCUGCAGUACUCAACCCUCGCUACACACCAGCUGGUACAGGGGGUGGUAUAGUGUCAGAGAUAACAUCAAGUUCCACUGGUAUCCCCUACUCCCUCUCUUUUACAGCACAUAUAAACUCUCCAAACCCCAUCACUAAAGUGGAGUCCAAAUGUCCUCUAGAGCCUCUGAUGUUCCUCAACACAGACCACACCAAGGCAAAGGUAUGCUUCUCAUUUGGGAUUGGUGAAGGUGCAAGUUCUGCACUCAUUACAGGAUUGGCUGAGAACAGCUGUGGCCACGCCCAGUUCAUCACAGGAACUGAUCGCAUGCAGGCCAAAGUAAUGCAGUCUCUUCGCUAUGCUUUACAACCAGCAGUGACUGAUAUCACUGAGGACUGGUUUGGAUUAUCUUUCUCCCAUCUGAGCCCCCAAAUUAAAUCACUGUUCCAUGGUCAAAGAGCACUGAUUUAUGCCCAGUUGAAAGGAGAGGAAUGUCAGAACCCAGAUGCUAAGGGAAAAAUAUCAGUGCAUUAUCGCCUGGGAGUUCAAGAGGUCACAAACAGUGUUGACUUCUUCCUGAAGCCUGUUGAGAACACAGGGAUGGCCAUCCAUAGGCUUGGUGCUCGCUCUCUGAUCCGUUCUUUGGAAAGAGACGAGAGGGUUGAUGGAGCAGAUAAAGAUGCUCUGAAGGCCAGAGUGGUGGAACUGAGUAAGCAGUGUGGAGUGAGCAGCUCACACACAGCCUUCAUAGCUGUUCAUAAGGGCAAGAAACAAGCUGUGAAGGGGCCGCUGGUGAAGAGGAGAAUUCUUCUUCUUUAUUUUGUAACUGCAAUAUAACAUUUCUCUACAUACUGUAUACA
Molecule: messenger RNA, 1563 nt
Organism: Tachysurus fulvidraco (yellow catfish)
Lineage: Eukaryota; Metazoa; Chordata; Actinopteri; Siluriformes; Bagridae
Product: von Willebrand factor A domain-containing protein 5A-like
Exons: 9
Coding region: 296-1540 (414 amino acids)
Source: RefSeq, a predicted model, not a curated record